Molecule: messenger RNA, 4816 nt
Organism: Phyllopteryx taeniolatus (common seadragon)
Lineage: Eukaryota; Metazoa; Chordata; Actinopteri; Syngnathiformes; Syngnathidae
Gene: nxph2a
Product: neurexophilin 2a
Exons: 3
Coding region: 490-1278 (262 amino acids)
Molecular function (GO): signaling receptor binding
Source: RefSeq, a predicted model, not a curated record
CUUAACAAAAGAUGGUCACGGCGACGCGGAGCGGUACUGUGGGUGCAGUGCGGGACUGGUGCGUGUGGAGACGUGCGAGUGGAUCGUGCUGAGUUGAGCGAGCGCACGGCGCGCGCACUGCGGGAUACUUCACUUGACAGCCGUCUUGUAUUCGAGCAUUUGUCGGGAUUAAGUAGCGGGGAAGGAUCAUUCCCACUCUGUGUUGGUUUGAUGUCGAGUUUGGAGCGUUGUGUUAAUUGAGUCAUCCGGUUCAUGUAGGUCUUGUUUGCAGCGACCACAGGAUUUUGGACACUUUUGACCAAAGUGGAUUGAAGCUGGAUGACGCGAGAUGCUUUUGCCAAUUAAGUGACCAGUUACAUUCAAAAAGUUGACCACAGAGAUGUUUGAGCGGCAUAUGCGUGUCUGCCCCAAAUCUUCACAUCUUCAAGAGGAUUUAAACGUUGCUCUUCUUGAAUAAACACUUCCCAACCACUUAAAAAGUCACUAAAGAUGGGAGCUCUGCAAAUAUUCAUCUUUUCUCUCCUCUUGCACCAGGCCGCAUGCAGCAAAGUACGCGGGGGAGCCACAGAGCUCGUGGAGUGGGGGGACGGCACGCACAAACAGACGUCUCCCACGGGCGCCAGUCCUCGGAUCCUCAACCCCUUGCGUUUGUUCGCCAGGGCCUCCCCAGGGUUCAAGAGCAACGUGAGGGAAAUGUCCUAUAUACAGAACAUGGAGGACUUCUGGGACUGGUUAUCUAACCAGACAGAUGUUCAGGAUCCGCAGGCCAGAACUAAACGCAGGCCCAUCGUCAAGACCGGAAAGUUCAAAAAGAUGUUCGGGUGGGGCGACUUCCAUUCCAACAUCAAGACGGUCAAACUCAACCUGCUGAUUACAGGCAAGAUCGUGGACCACGGCAACGGCACAUUUAGCGUUUACUUCCGCCACAACUCCACGGGCCUGGGCAACGUGUCGGUGAGUCUGGUGCCGCCCUCCAAGGUGGUGGAGUUCGAGGUGGCCCAGCAGUCUACGCUGGAGACCAAAGACACCAAGUCCUUCAACUGCCGCAUCGAGUACGAGAAGACGGACCGUAACAAGAAGACGGCGCUGUGCAGUUUCGACCCGUCCAAGGUUUGCUAUCAGGAGCAGACGCAGAGUCACGUGUCCUGGCUCUGCUCCAAGCCCUUCAAGGUCAUAUGCAUUUACAUCGCCUUCUACAGCGUGGACUAUAAACUGGUGCAGAAGGUCUGCCCUGACUACAACUACCACAGUGACACGCCGUAUUCCUCCACGGGAUGAUGUGGCUCACCUGUGUGUGUGUGUGUGUGUGUGUGUGUGUGUGCGCAUGUGUGUCAGUGGGUGUGUGCGCCUGGGUGUGUGUAUACUGUAUGUGUGUGUGCGUGUGUGUGUGUGUGUGUGUGUGUCAUGUGACCUUCAAAUCAUGCUUACGUCAACGUUUAAGCCCGGGGUGUCCACACUUUGUCCUCUUAGGCCCACAUACAGAAGAAUAGACACCUGCAAGGGCCACUUUGAUAUUCUUCCAUUUUAUUUCAUUAAACACACUAAAACCAAUCGGUCAAGCAAUUAUAUAUUUUUUAUGUAUUGCAGUUAUUUUGAGAAGCGGCUGUUUCACAGCAGGCUUUUGCUGACUGUUAAGUGAAUUCAAAGAUUUGUUUCUAAAUGGAUUAUACAUAUUUGAAGAUAAUUGGUGAAAACAUGUUUCAAGACUGAACUAUAUUGUGCUGAAGUGUAGAGCUAUAGCGUUAAACUGUUUUUAACAAUCUCAGCUGUCUGUCUGGAUUUUUGGGGUGUGGCUAUAAUGGCGCCCAGUCACUCACGUCAGCGUCCAGGAUGAAUCCUCCCUCCCCAACUAUAUAAGAACUUGAGCAAUUUUGGUCUCAUCAGUGGUUUUCCAGCGAGGUACUGACAGGAGAAACCAAAUGUUUACACACACUAUGUAAAAAGACACAUGCUUUUUUUUUUUUUUUUUUUUUUUUUUUCUUGCUGUCUGACAUUUUGUAGAAAUACCCAAGCAACAUCUCAAGACAUCAGCCAGGAAGUUAAAGCCUGGGCUGAAAUGGUUCUUCCCAAAGCAUACUGCCAAACUGCUAACAAAGUGGCUUCUUCAUAAGGUCAAUGUUUUGGAGUGGCCAUCGCACAGCCCCGAUCUCAAUCCUAUUGAAAAUUUAUGGACAGACCUGAAAAGGCAUGUGCGAGCAAGGCGGCCUACAAACUCCUCCUCAGAUGCCAGAAUUUACAGAGCAACUCGGUGUAGGUAUUAAAAUUCCCGAGUGAAAAAGUGAAGGCCACGACAAACCUGCCGCGUGUCCGCCAGCCGAGAGAAGCCUGUUAGCUAGUAAGCUAGUUGGUCGCCUCUCAUCGCGACAUGGAAAGCCCUACGACGACUUUUUUCUCCCCCCACAAUUUUCACACCCCUCUUAAAAACACAGAAAAUUAAUAGUGUUGCAGGCCCUGUCAAAUUUAGUCUAUACCGCAGGUUGCUAAAAAAUGCAUGGCAGGCCAUAGUUUGGACACCCCUGCACUUCCUCCUACUUCACACACCUAAAUUCCUGAGCAGGAAUUCAUGAGGGGACAUUUAGAGGUGUAACUACAAAAACUUCAACAUGUUCUCAAGUGAAUUGAAGCCGUUUCUAGCAAGCAGUUGCAUUCACUUCAGAUUGUUUAUGUCCAUCCAUCCAUUUCCUGUGCUGCUCCUAGUUAUAUGUUUGAUUUCCAUAGCACUUUUCACAGAAAGGACUCACAAAUACAGAAUCAAAUAUGAUGACUUAUCCUCACUCCUUUGUGCAUAUCCCUACAGAUGUAUUUUGCUAUUCAAAGUGAAAUGUAAUGGGUUUUGCUCCGACCUACCAAUCAGGAUGGAAAAAUGUUGAUGUUGUCAUUCUUGAGGAUUAAUAUCUCACGAGUGAAUCAUCUCAACACCUUUACUGUAAUUGAUAAGAACACCGUUCACCAUUUCUACCCCUUUAACACUCACGUCUUCGAGAUCAAAAAUGUCACUUGUGUUACUCUCCGCUUUAUCUCUGCGGCAUCCUCCUCGACUGACACUGACAGCAGCGCUACUGCAACUGGCAAGAGCGUCUUGCUCUUGCUGUUGUCAGUCACGCACAUUCCGUGUUAAUGUGAAAAAUGUUGAAACUUUUGGUAGCCUCCUCUUCUCCGCUCCACUGGGAUAGGUCAGCUUCAUUUUCCUCACAUUGGCGCAUCUUCUCGAAUCAAGUCUGCACAUGCAUAGUCAGAAGAGGGAAUAGUCUUUUCAUGAGAAGGGUGGGGGCAGCACUCAAAUGAUCAUAUGUUUCCAAGUUCGAGAAUUAAAACUUAAACAAUACUUCCUUUAAGUCGUAGUAAACAGUCUUUUGGAGACGUUUAGGGACCCUUGCAAAUCUAAACGCUUCCCUGUGUUUGCUGAAUGGUAACUCUGCCUCUUUGUCCAGGGACUUGGUAUUAAGAGGAUGACUUGGGAUCCAGAGCUAGGCUCUCACUGUACACCCCUCAGCCCCUGGCCUAGCACAUUGUAAAGCAAUGCUAAUUAGGAUGCUGUCCAGAUGUUGUGCUGAAGGCGAGGCCACAGGCGGUUGGAGGUGCGUACAUUGUAAACGAUUCCCUCACCUCAAACUCUCACGCAUGCAAUGAGAAAACGAGGAAGAUUUAUUCUACAAGGGCUUAUUAUUUUAGAUUUUUAGUUUGAUAUAUGGAUGUUAAGGCACAAAGGAGUUGUGAAUAAUAGACCCUCUCUGACAACAGGUUUUCAGUCCCUCUCUUUUAUUAGGGCGUUCAUUGAUGAUGAGGCUAAUAUUAAGUGUUGCUGACAAAAGGAGCCCAUCGAGAAGAAGCAAAGGACAGGAAUCAUUAAUCAUUUGCAUAUGUCACUCGGCCCGCUCUCUGAACGUCUAAUUGUGCUCUCUUUCUUCACCACCACCAUUACGGUUUUUUGUCAGAUGAAUGUGAAGGCAUCGUGCUGCAGUCACUGAUGGUGUAGUGGUACACUCGCCUGUCUUUGGUGCGGGCAGCGUGGGUUCAGUUCCCUCUCAGUGACGGUGUGAAUGUGAGCGCGAAUGCUUGUCCGUGUCUAUAUGUGCCCUGCGACUGACUGGCGACCGGUUCAGGGUAUAGUCCGCCUUUCGCCCGAAGUCAGCUGGGAUAGGCUCCAGCGUCCCGCGACCCUAACCAGGAUAAGCGCUGUUGAAAAUGGAUGGAUGUAUGGCAAGUGUGAGUGCAAUCAGCAACAUUAGACUGUCCUGUUAACUGCCUUCAUUUCAUUUACACUAAAUGUGAGGGGGAAAAAAUAUGUAACCGAAAUGAUGAGGAGGGCAUCAAUCUGGACAUUUGCACACAUGCACAACUGUACAUUAGGCCUACUUGACCCCCCCCCCCCCUCCCCCUUUUUUAAAUUUUAUUUCAUCAACGUCUAACAUCUAACCUGUUCUCAUAGUGAAGUGUGUCAUGUGCUUUAACUGUUAAAACAGUGAAAGGUCGUACGUAAAACUAUUUGCUUUGUCUGUAUUUCAUGUAAUUCUCCCAUCAGAUGUAGAGUGAAUGAGCCUUGCAGGAGGACGCUUGUAUCAUAAGAAAAGAACACAAUCUGUUUUUUUAGUUUAUCCAGUGUAAAUGCUGUGUAUUAACGUAAACGAAACCCUACGGCUUCACACUUGAAGUCAGUCAGUUUUAAAGAGAAAUCCUGUAAGUGGACUGUUCCUUCUUAAUUCUGGUGUUUGUAUAACAUGUAGAUAAAUGUCCAAUGUAUUUAUUUGAGUUCCUGAUUGCUUUUUUUUUUCUUCUCAAGUUUGUUCCGAAGGAACGCAGUGCUGUGUAUAGUCUA